UUUUUUUUCAAACACAACAUUACAAAGUGAAGUUGAAAAUUUCGAAAUUCUCCAAUUUUUUAACGAAUUCCUCGAUGAAUUAAUAUUGAUUGCUUUGAAAGUAUUAUUUUCUUAUUCUAUUCUAAGCAGAGAUGUUGACUCACGAGAUUCUCAAGCCGUACGUAUGUUGCAUCGUGAAAGAGGCCGGAUUCCAUACAGCGGAUCACAUCGCUGUGGAAACGCUUACAGAAAUGUUUCAAAGCUUAAUCACCGAAAUUGGCAAAACGAGCCGAAUGUUCACCGAAGCUGCGGGUAGAGUUGAGCCCCUUCCAGCAGACAUAACGCUAGCAUUGAUCGACAUGGGUUUAUCGUUAAACGGUAUGGAACAGUAUGCGUUUCGAAAUAAUCGCCAUUCGAUGCCACCUCCUGCUCAAUCAACGCAAGUGAAACAGUUACAAAUGCUAGCAGCCGGUUCAAAACAACAUUUACCUCAUUACAUCCCUAAUCACUUGCCUCAGUUUCCGGAUCCUCACGCGUAUACACGCACUCCUACUCAUAAAAAACCAGUUACCGAAUACGAAGCUAUUAGAGAAAAAGCAGCCAGCCAAAAGAGAGAUUUGGAAAGAGCUUUGAAUAAAUUUAAAACCAAAACUAACGAUACCGAAAGCUUAUUUUUCAACGUUGAAAAUGAUGUGUUUCCUUUAAUUGCUACUAAAUUGCAAUCUCGUACGUAUUUAACUGCCUUAUUACCUCGAGAUCAAGUUUACGAUGAAGAAGAAGAUUUAAUCCUUCCUCCUGCAGCCAAAAAACCGAAAAACGAUAAAGAAUUACUCGAUAUGGAAGAUGACGAUGAAGAGAAUAAUUCCAAAUCAGAGGUUGAAACGAUCGAUAAUCCGUAUUUGCGACCAGUAAAAAUGUGCCCUAGAUGGAAUAGUCAAGGAAAGAAAUGAUUUUUUUUUAAAAAUGUAAAUAUUUUACGUCUGUGUUCAUAUAUCUAGGUGUUUUUCACUUCCGGGGAAGUUUUGUUUAAUUUUUGUUUUUUUAAAAUUCGAAUUAAAUACUUUUAUAGUGAAAGAAAA
This is a messenger RNA of Planococcus citri (citrus mealybug), 1058 nucleotides long. RefSeq names its product TBP-associated factor 8 (gene Taf8). Lineage: Eukaryota; Metazoa; Arthropoda; Insecta; Hemiptera; Pseudococcidae. The coding region runs from base 132 to 929 and encodes 265 amino acids. Gene Ontology annotation, molecular function: protein heterodimerization activity. The transcript has 4 exons. Gene Ontology annotation, biological process: transcription initiation at RNA polymerase II promoter. The record is from RefSeq and is a predicted model, not a curated record. Gene Ontology annotation, cellular component: transcription factor TFIID complex.